Amorphotheca resinae ATCC 22711 is the source of this 634-nucleotide messenger RNA. RefSeq lists its product as hypothetical. The transcript has a single exon. The coding region runs from base 59 to 382 and encodes 107 amino acids. The record is from RefSeq and is a predicted model, not a curated record. Lineage: Eukaryota; Fungi; Ascomycota; Leotiomycetes; Helotiales; Amorphothecaceae.
AUACCUCCAGGCGUGGUGGCAGCCCGUGACCGCUCCCGCCAGAGCCAAAGAGCGCUAAAUGACAGCUUUUCCCUCAUCUAAAAAGCAGCCCACCAUAAACCCACCCACACACCGCGAAAAAAAUAAUAACAACCGUACAACCCCUCUUGGCGCAUCCCUCCCUUCGUCCUCUCCCACCACCUACCACCUCCCACCACCACCCUCCAUCUCAUCCUCAAAAACCCUGGCAUCGCUGUUUUUGGCCACGCAGAAUGUGCGUCCAUCUGUGAAAGGCAUCCCCUUUGACAGAGGGACCCCCCAAUCCUCGCUCUCGCGCAGCAAGGAACACAGCCCUGCACCUCACGUCAUUGUUUUCGCGAUCCUUCUCCUCAACGCUCGAUAGCGAACCCCCCCCCAAGAGUCCCGUGUCCAACACCUCACGACACGUCCCCCCACCGACCGCGAAGCAGGACUCCUGUCCCUUCUGCUUCCUACCGAAGUAUAUCUUGGAUCGCCUUUGAAUACUCAACAUGUCGUCUUUAACUUUAUAGCAUAGCGGUCCCGAGGGGCGCCACAGCAUCUUGGUCCUCGAGGCAGUCGACCGAUAGAUAAUCCGCGAUUCACGUCCGCGGAGUCUCUUUCUUGAUCGCAUUCG